Molecule: messenger RNA, 1197 nt
Organism: Prunus persica (peach)
Lineage: Eukaryota; Viridiplantae; Streptophyta; Magnoliopsida; Rosales; Rosaceae
Product: thylakoid lumenal protein TL20.3, chloroplastic
Exons: 7
Coding region: 109-951 (280 amino acids)
Source: RefSeq, a predicted model, not a curated record
AGAUGAGCUUCAUCCCAUGUUCAACUUAAACCUUCCUAAUCCAUUCUUCUCCUAAGUCCUACUUCAUAUUCCAACUUCUGUACUUCCUUGCAUCCAAAUACUUUUGUAAUGGCACUCACUUUUAUUUCCUCACUAUCCAUUAAAUCCUUAACCACAUCUUCUCCAAAUCCAAAGGCUCCCCCAAUUCGUCUGCAAUCCCUCUCCAACAAGCCCUUUUCACUGGUCUGCCAAUUAGAUCCUGAGAGACACCAUUUUCAUGAUUGUUCCAGCAAGCAAUGCAAGACAGUUAAUGAAGAUUCGAAGAAAUGGAGAAGCAUUGUUUCAGCAGCAAUGGCAGCUGCAGUUAUUAGCUUUAGCUCUGGCAUGCCCGCCAUUGCUGAUCUCAAUAAGUUUGAAGCUGACACACCUGGUGAAUUUGGGAUUGGAUCAGCUGCCCAAUUUGGUUCUGCAGACCUCAGGAAAGCUGUACAUGUGAAUGAAAAUUUCAGAAGAGCCAAUUUCACUUCUGCGGAUAUGAGGGAAUCUGAUUUCAGUGGUUCAACAUUCAAUGGUGCAUACCUUGAGAAAGCAGUCGCAUAUAAGGCAAAUUUUGCAGGUGCAGAUUUGAGCGACACAUUGAUGGAUCGUAUGGUCCUUAAUGAUGCUAAUCUCAAAGAUGCAGUGCUUGUUAGAUCAGUUCUCACCCGAAGCGAUCUUGGGGGUGCCCUCAUUGAAGGUGCUGACUUCAGUGACGCCGUCUUGGACCUCCCCCAGAAGCAGGCUCUUUGCAAGUAUGCAAGUGGGACGAACCCAACAACAGGGGUGAGCACAAGAGCAAGCUUAGGUUGUGGGAACAGUCGACGAAACGCUUAUGGCACUCCCUCUUCCCCUCUGCUAAGUGCUCCCCCUCAGAGACUGCUUGAUCGGGACGGAUUCUGUGAUCAAGGCACUGGUCUUUGUGAUGUAAAAUGAUUCCAAGGCAUGGUAAUUAGUUUUACCAACAUCAUUGAUCGCAUACGAUAAACGUGUGUAGAUAUGUAUGAGGGAUAAAAGAAAAUGCAGAACCAAAACUACCUGUACAUCCUUAAAGCCUUAACUAUGAAACACAUCUGAAACAGAAGGAAUCAGUUGUUGAUUAUGAUCAUAUCUUGAGUAAUGUAUUGAUGAGAAAAGUUUUCCAAUGCUUCUGUUGCAAUUGAAGUAUCAUGAUCAGUGCUA